AUGACGUUUGAUUUAGAUAUUCGACACUCAAAGAAAGAUAACAACAGUGUGAAUACUAUCGGAUUGAAUUUGGGCUGUUAUCCAGGAAAAACAAUCAAAGGUGGUAUUCCAAUCACUUUUGAACUAGCUUUUCUCAAAAACGAUGGAAGUUACUUCAAACAACCUGGUUUUGGUUACGGUGCUUUUAUUGAUUACUCUAAAGUAUUGGAUCCAUCAACCAGGAUUCUACAUGACAGCCAUCAGCUGCAAGUUAGCUGCAAGGCCACUGUCAACUAUAACAUGUUCCAAAGUCAAUUCUCCUCCGAUUUAGUGGCUCUUUUGGACAGUGGCGAUUUCAGUGAUAUCAACAUUCUUGUCAACGGCACUAAAAUACCUGCUCACAAAAACAUUCUUUCUACCCGUUCUCCAAUUUUCAAAGCAAUGUUUAGUUACGAUAAUACAAAAGAAGCUCUAGAAAAAGAAGUGGUAAUUCACGACGUUUCGGUUAAUGUUAUGAAAGAAUUUUUGCGAUUCAUCUACACUGGAGUGAAGCAUCAAGGAAAUCAUGAUUGUUCAGAACUUCUGGCUAUUGCUGAUAAG
Messenger RNA from Rhagoletis zephyria (snowberry fruit fly), 579 nucleotides. The record is from RefSeq and is a predicted model, not a curated record. NCBI's taxonomy places the organism in Eukaryota, Metazoa, Arthropoda, Insecta, Diptera, Tephritidae.